Molecule: messenger RNA, 6351 nt
Organism: Oncorhynchus masou masou (cherry salmon)
Lineage: Eukaryota; Metazoa; Chordata; Actinopteri; Salmoniformes; Salmonidae
Product: rho guanine nucleotide exchange factor 10-like
Exons: 27
Coding region: 201-4112 (1303 amino acids)
Biological process (GO): actin cytoskeleton organization; mitotic spindle assembly; positive regulation of stress fiber assembly
Cellular component (GO): centrosome
Molecular function (GO): guanyl-nucleotide exchange factor activity; protein binding
Source: RefSeq, a predicted model, not a curated record
GGAAAAUGGAAAAACAGAAAAUUCACUUGGUCGAGCAGAAGUUCAUACUCAGUGUUUUGACUGAGAUUUGUUUACACAUAUUUACUGUGGAACUAGAAGGACGUUGUUCAUCAGGAGUUUAAAUAUGGGAAAUGUGUGGGUGUAGAGGACUACCACCAGGCUGCUGAGUGAACCUUAAUGCCCAGAAAACAGCACCCAGUAUGGACAUCAUGGAAGACUUCCCUCUCCCACCUCCUGAAAUGUUGGUGGACAAUGUGCCCUAUGCAGAUGAAGAAGAGGGGGAGCAGUUUGAAUUUGAUGACAGUGGGGAUGAGGUCCCUGAGGCAGACCAGCUGCCCCCCGCCCCUCUGGCCCCUGACUACGGGGCCCAGGCCAAUGGUGUGGCCCCAGAGCCAGAAGGAGCAGACCCCGAACACCACCUAGAGGGGCAGCCCUCCAACCCAGACCCCCCAGCAGCGACAGCGACUGUGGACACAACUACUGCUACAGUUGCCGCAUCACUUCCAGUUCCAGCUACCAUGGCCACAACAGACACAGCAGAAGGGGAAAAGGCUUCAGCAGUCCCAGUCCCAGCUGACACAGACCGUGACCUACCCCCUCCUCCACCUUCAGAGGACUCCUCUCCUGUAGGAACAGACUCUGUUGUUACUGUGGUAGCGACAUGCAACACUUCUGUAGACAGUGUCUUUAGUGAAGAGUAUCCUGCCAUCAGGGAGGAGGAUGCUUUGUCCAAAUGGGUGUCGGACCCUGCAAACACAGCCUGGAUGGAAAAUCCAGAUGAAGUAAUUUAUGAUGACGUACCCAGAGAGAACUCUGAUUCAACUACAGAGCCAGAUGAGAUGAUCUAUGACGAUGUGGAGAUUGGGGAGGAGGGCUGUGGCAGCUCCCUAGACAACGGUUGGAGCUCCAGUGAGUUUGAGAGCUACGACGAGCAGAGUGACGGGGAGGGCCAGGGGGAGAACGGCCUGCCUGACGCCUUCAUGAGAGGGAAGACGCCGCAGAAGAAGACCACCCAUAUGCAGAAGCUGGUGAAGGCAGCGAGAGACGGGACCAAAGACGGCCUGGAGAAGACCAAAGCAGUGGUGAAAAGGGGACGGUCGUUCAUCAAGACCAAAACCCACUGUCAUGAGAGGAAGUCGACCUGUUUUGAGGAUGAGGAGUCAGAGCUCUUCAUCGAGGUGGAAUGCUUCAACAUGGAGCCAGUGCUCAGUCCCGUCCCUGAGGGGCUCUCACAACAACAGGUGGUGAGGAGGUGUAUACUGGGCUCCAUAUUAGAGAGUGAAAAGACCUAUCUGGAUGCACUGAAGCGGAUUUUAGAGCAAUAUGAAAAGCCACUUUCAGAGAUUGAGCCCAGGUUGCUAAGCGACAGGAAGCUCAAGAUGACGUUCUAUCGUAUUCGGGAGAUUCUCCAGUGCCACGCCCUGUUCCAGAUCGCCCUGGCAUGCCGCGUGGCCGAGUGGGACAGUCUGGAAAUGAUUGGGGACGUCUUUGUUGCCUCGUUCUCCAAGUCCAUGGUGCUGGACGCCUACUGUGAGUUUGUGAACAACUUCAGCACGGCCAUGGCGGUGGUCAGGAAGACGUGUGCCUCCAAACCCAGCUUCCUGGACUUCCUCAAGCAUCGUCAGGAUACCAGCAGUGACCGGGUCACUCUCUAUGGACUCAUGAUGAAGCCCAUCCAGAGAUUCCCUCAGUUCAUUCUGCUGCUGCAGGACAUGCUGAGAAACACCCCAGUAGGCCACAGUGACAGGCUACACCUACAGAUGGCCCUGACAGAGCUGGAAACCCUGGCUGAGAAGCUCAACGAGAAGAAGCGGGACGCUGACCAGCGUUGCGAGAUCAGACACAUAGCCAAGGCCAUGAACGAACGCUACCUCAACAAGCUCCUGAGCAACGACAGCCGUUACCUGAUUCGCUCCGACGACAUGGUGGAGACAGUCUACAACGACCGCGGUGAGGUCAUCAAGACCAAGGAGCGACGCCUUUUUCUUCUCAACGACGUGCUCAUGUGUGCCACGCCCAACGUCCGGUGCAGUGUGGAUGGCAGUGGUAGUGGCAACGUCCCCCCGGGCCAGAAGUUCCUGCUGAAGUGGAGUGUCCCUCUGAGCUUUGUGGAUGUGGUAGAGUUUGGUUCCAGUGAGGACAUGGGCGACAACAGCCGCUUCACCCCCCAACCCCACUCUGGAGAGAAGGUGGUCGUCAACGCCAAGCCAAAUAAGCUGUACAUGGGUCCAGGCCAGCUGUACCAGGACCUGCAGAACCUCAUUCACGACCUCAGCCUGGUCAACCAGAUCUCCAGCAUGAUCGGUAGCCUCAAGGGAAACUACCAGAACGUUAACCCUACGGUGGCCCAUGACUGGGUGUCAGGUCUGCAGCGUCUCAUUCUGAAGAAGGAGGAGGAGAUCCGGGCUGCAGAUCGCUGUAGGAUCCAGCUGCAGCUGCCUGGCAAACAGGACAACAGGUCUGGCAGGGCCACAUACUUUUCUGCUGUGUUCAAUACCUUUUCUCCAGCCAUCAAACAGUCCUGGAUCAGUAACCUGCAGAUGGCCAAGCUGGCUCUGGAGGAGGACAAUCUGCAGGGCUGGUUCUUUGCGGAGGAUGAUGGUAACCAGAUCAAGAAGCAGAAACAUCCUCUCCUGCUCAGGCAGAUGCCUGUGGUCAUGUCCAAACUACAGGAGUUCAAGGUGGAGUGUGCGGUCCAUAACCCCGAGCCCCACAUCAACAUAGGGACCACAGCAGACACACCUGCACUCGGACACGGCUGUGUGUGGGUGGCGAGCUGCACCAACCAGAUGGGUCAGAUAGCCAUCGUGGCCAUGCAGAACUCCAGCCCCAAGGUGACAGAGUGUUUCAAUGUGGAGUCUCGGAUCCUGUGCAUGGCUUAUGUACCCACGGAGCAGAGUACCCAGGAGAAUAGGAUGGGGAACCCCGAAAAUAACCUCUCCUUAGUGGGGAAGGCCAGUGACAACCCUACUGUCUGCCUGGGCAUGGAGGAGGGCAGUAUCAUAGUCUAUAAGAGCAGCCAGCAGUCCAAGAAGGUGCGUCUCCAACACUUCUUCAUCCUCGACAAGUCCACCGUGACCAGCCUGGUGCACAAGAAGCAGUGUUUAUACGCUGGCCUUGUGAGUGGCUCAGUUGCCAUCUACUCCAGAGCACAAGAUGGCUUGUGGAAUCCAGACUCUCCUAAGGUGCUGAAGCUUGGGGUUCUGCCAGUGAAGGCCAUGCUAGCUGUGGAGGGCCACGUCUGGGCUUCCUCUGGAGGACAAGUCUUCAUCAUUAGCACUAACACGCACACUGUGGAGAGGCAGUUGGAGGCCCACCAGGAGGAAGGCAUGGUUGUAUCCCACAUGGUGGUGGCUGGGGUGGGUAUCUGGAUAGCCUUCAGCUCUGGGUCCACCCUCCGACUGUUCCACACGGAGACCCUGGAGCCUCUACAGGACAUCAACGUCGCUACGCCUGUACACAACAUACUGGCUGGGAACCAGAGGGUCUCUGUGAGCAGUCUGCUGGUAUGUCAUGGUCUGCUGCUGGUGGGGACCAACCUGGGGGUGACAGUGGCCCUCUCUGUCCCUAGACUACAGGGCAUCCCGAAGGUCACAGGACGGGGCAUGGUAUCUUUCCAUGCCCACCACGGCCCAGUGAAGUUCCUCACCAUGGCAGCCGCCGUGUGCAACCGGCCCUCAGGCAACUCAGACAGCCCAGGCAGCAGCCCACCCAGCCAGCCAGGGGACACCCAGGACGGGGAGGCCUCCCCACCUCCACCCCCAGGCUCCACACCCAGUCCUGCUGCUACUCAGGGCCGGGGAGUGUGGCUGGGGGAGGCAGGCUGCUCCUCCAUGGCCCUCCAUGACUCCCUGUCCUCCUCCUGUGGCUCCCUGGCUCUGUCACAGGGCUCUCUGGAGCACGGGCCUGAGGACGGGGCCAUCUAUGACCUGGUCAAUGACCCAGCCAAUCACCAGAGGGGCAGGAGGGUCAAGAAGGUGGACGUCAGCUCUCUGCUUGUGGUGUCGGGGGGGCUGGGUCACCGCAGGGUCAACAGGAAGAGCAAACAGUCCCGCCAGGAGGAGACUGUGUCCACCAUUAUGGUGUGGCAGAUCCCUCUUCUCAACAUGUAAGAGACUAAAGACUAACUACCACAGUGCAGCAAGGGUGAAGACUGAGGGUGCUGCAGUUCCUAUUUGAAGUCAGUGACACAACUCCAAAGGAUGUCCAUUGCCAUAGUUGUCUGGACUUUGGGCUCAGUCAACUCAACCAUGUGUCUUAGAAUGAAAAAUACUUCAGAGGGCAUUCCAUAAACAGUUUGAAGAGUUUAUUAUGGUGUCUCCCACCCAAAAACCUAUAACCUUAUGUACACGUGAGACAUUCCCAUGGGGUCAAUGCCAAGGGAUCAAUACACUAUAACCACUUUUUCAUGGCACCCGACUUUGCUUACAGCAUCCAAUACCUGAACCGUUCACACCAUGGCGGAAGAUGAAUCCAGUGAAGAGAACAUGGAUAUGUAGAAAAACCACUGAAAUGGCCUUUAAUGUCAUUCUUACGAUGUCAUUUUCAUAGAGGACCAAUGAAAUGUUACUUGUCUUCAGUUGUUAUAACAUGGCUAAUAUAUUCUAUGUUACUGAGACGUUGGGCCAGAUCAUCAGUGUUAAUGGCACAAUAAUUCUAUCUGGGCAGAUGCAGUAUGAAAAUGGACACACAGACAUCAGAAAUUCCCAUUUUCCCAUGUGGACCGAAGUUGAGAGACAAGUUGACUUCAUCUCUGUGGCUUUGAACAAUGUCUACCCUGACACUUCCACUGUUAGGUAAAGGCAUAUUCUGUGGGGCCAAGGUCCUGAUAUUAUGAUCAUCUCAUUGCGCCAGUCUAUGUUCUAUGAAUUGGGUCUGUUUCUAGAUAUGCUUACUUGUUUGUUAUUGGGUCAGGGAGAGGUCCUUUGCAAUGGUGUCCUUAUUUCUCUGGAACACUAAAGCUGAACGUUUCCUUGUAGUUGCCAUCAGAGGGCUAUGGAGGGUGAGUGUUUCUGAAAGGUAUGAUAGGACUUCCUGGCUGGCCAGGUUUCCUGUAGAUCCUAAAUGGAGGGAGAGUCGCUAACUGUUACCAGAUGAAAAGAAGUAGGGGUUGUUACUUGCCCAAAUAAAUGUGUUGUCACUAAAGGGUAUUUAAACAAAACAAAAAAAUGUAAAUGAUAAAAAGCUUUAUACUUUUGUCACAUUUUGUAUGUACUUCUGUUGCGUAUAUUAACAAAUCUAUGAACAAUGUUUUAUUCAACAGUUGAAUGGAUAUUUUCUUUACAUACUGUGUCUAGGUUUGUAUUAAUCUAGUUUUAAUGUAUGCACGCUCAGUUUGCUCACCUUAUAUCAACAAAAAGGAAAUAUUGGGAGGUGCACUAGUUCACAUAUGCUGCCAGUAUGUAUAGCCUUGGGUGUUUGGUUCAAUGCCAAUCUCUAAGUUCACCUCUCCACACUGAACAUCAAGGUUCUUUCUGUAUUAUUUGAAUAACUACAUGUUGCGAAUUAACUAGUUUAGACUUUCAGAAGAACACAGGUACUAACAACUCCAAACAAAAAACUUGUAUGCUUUGUAUUUUGAGAAAUGAAGGAGAAAGACUGCAAGGAAAUGGUAUACAAGGAUGGGGAGUGACUGAUUACAUGUAAUCUGAUUACAAAAAGCCUCAGAUUACAUUGUUUUCUCAAUGACAUGCAAUUCAGCAUUGAAAAAAGGCGCAUGUUUAAGUUUGUUCCACCUGAGCGAGUCUGACCACAAGUCAGAGACAACUAUGAUGACACACCAAAUUGUGUCUUCUUAUAAUGCCUCUUAAAGGACAAUUCCACUCGAAAAACAAUCUAUUGGUAUUUGUUUCAUUAUUCCAUUGUUGACAUAAUCCCAAAAUGUUUUGCUUGUCAGCAAUCAAGUUUUCAAAAUAUGUAACUUUCAAAAUACAGAAAUCAUCUCCAUAUGAUGCGGUUUUUGGGUGGAGUUUUCCUUUAAGGGUAAAGUAAUCCAAAAGCAACAAAGUAAUCAGGUUAUGUUACUGAGUUUGGCUAAUCCAAAUGCAGUUUUGAACAGGUAACUAGGAACUGUAAUGGAUUACAUUUAGAAAUGAAAAAAAGAGACUAAAGCUUUGUUCACCUAACCUUCUGGAUAAUGUGCUGCUAUCAAUUCAUGUAAGGACGAUCUUUUGCCCGGAGUGUAGUAAGAACUGCGGGUGAUGCAGUUCCUGAGGAUUUCAACAUGUACUCUCAUUCUCUCAGCUGGUCAGGAUGUAAUUUGUUUCAUGCCGCCCACAUAGUGUUACACAAUCAUGUUGAAAUGUAUUACUGUAUUAUCUGUGUUAACGCAAAUAUAUUCUAGAACUUGAA